AUGACUGAAUGUAUUUCACCGAAAAUUCGUAUUAACUCUUGUAUUACCAUUGAUAAAACUAUGUUAACAAUUAAAAAUCCAGCUAUACUUAAAGUUAUUGCACAUCUUAUUGCUCAAUCAGAACAAACAAAUGAGAUUUUAACCAUUAAAGAUACUUUUAUUCAACAUCUGUUUGUAUUUUGUACACAGAAUCCAUAUAAUAAGAAAAUUAUAUUACAAUUAUCAGUUUGGCAAGAUUGGUUACUUCGUUUAGUACCAUUAUAUCCUAACAAUAAAAUUAAUGCAAAUUUUCUUGUGAAAAUUUUACAUUUAAUACGUAUAUUAUUAAUCUAUGGAAUAUGUCAUGAAUAUGGUAGUUGGCAAGUACUGGUCGAUACAUUAGCAUUAAUUCAUUUACAUAUUUGUCAAGAAAGAUUUAAUUGUCUUAAAGAUAAACGACAAACUAUAAAAACCAAAUGUACAGUAAAUGAAAUGAAAUCCAAUUCACCACACACAAACAAUUCAGUAUUAUUUUCAAAUAAUAACAAUUCUAUCACAAUGAACAAUGCAUUGGGUAUUGAUCUUACAGAGUAUGGAUCAUAUCAAAUGAAAGAUGAGCAUUUAUUAUCAUCUAACGAUUCAUCCAUUGAAAGCAUUAAUAAUAAUAAUAAUAACAAUGCUGAUGAUAACAAUAAAACCAUUAAUAAAAAUACUAAUAACAGUGGUUCAAGCUCAGUGUGUAAUUCAGAUCAAAUACUUGAUCGUACUCCUUCAGAUUCAAUUUUAUCUUAUGAAAAUAUUGAAUUACCAUCAUUAUCAUUGGCAAAACCAUUAUCGAACAAAUUUCAAUCACCUUCUCUGUCUGAUCAUGAUCAUAGUGUAGAGAAUAAUAAUAAAUUAACCAAUGAAGUGAUUAAUUUAAAAAUUGAAGAUAAAUCUAUGAAAUUUCAAUUAGACAAUUUUUCUUGGUCAUAUGUACAUCAAUUAUUGUUAGAUGAUUUAUUGUGUUCAUUGGAAAAUAUUGUAAUUCGACAAGAUAUUCAUAGAAAACGAUCUUCCACUUCGUCUUCUAAUUUGUCUACACCAUCCUAUGAAUCACGAGAGAAUAUGUUGAAGCAACAGACAAAAUCGAGAAAAGAAUCAGUUCAGUCACAAUCUUCUACACAAUUGCAAUCACCACCACCGCCGCCGCCGCCAACAACAGCAACAGUUUCAUCCUCAUCAGUAUUAUCAUCAGCGCCCACAUCAUCAUCAGCAUCGUCGUCGUCGACAACAACAACAAUGACGACAACGCAUCCUUUCACGAGGAUAGGAUAUACAAAUGACCGGGCAUCUUUGACAGAUACUCAUCUGAUUACUAAUGAUCAUCAUAAUAAUAAUAAUACUAAUAACAGCAAGAUUUAUACACAAAAUCAGACAAACAUAAAUAUGGUUGAUACAAGGAAUGAAUCGAUUUUUGUCACAAAUCUUUUACAUAUAAUUUCAUAUUUAUCUGAUAUGAUUAUUGGUGCAUGUGGAGGUUUAUUGCCGUUACUUGCUGCAGCAUCAAGUUCCACAAGUGAAAUCGGCAGUUUAGAAUCAUUGCCCGGUAUGGAGUUGAGUGAUGGAAUGGGAUAUCUUUUACGUUUAACUUAUUUGGCAGAUUUUUGCAUUUUGGAAAGAAACAUUAAUACGAGGCUAAUAGAAUCUGAAAGAAAUUUACCUUCAGGAUUUAUAGCACGUCAACUUUUGAGAUUAUAUUUAACUACAACUGUUCGUAAUUGUUUAGAAUCACGUUUACAUAGGCUACUACCACCUUCGUAUAUUGUACAAACAAUGAAACAAUUAUCAUCUGGUAAUCAUGAUUUCAUUCAUCAUCAUCAUCAUCAUGGUAGUUCUAGUGAUAUUGAUAAAAAUUUAGAAAUCAAUGAAGUCAUCUUCAUUCAAUCCGAUCAUUCCAAUGAUGAUACUUCUUCUUCGUCUUCUUCUUUACAAUCAGUACAAAUUAUUACAGGAUCAAAUCAAAUUUUAAAUGAUCUACGUGUUGAUCGACUAAAUCAUUAUCAUUAUUCCAAUGGUAUUGAUAUUACAUCGAAAGAAUUACACAAACAUAAUUUCUCUUCAGCUUUAUUAAUCAAUGAUUCAUUCAAUCAUCAACAUCAAUAUCAUAUUAUUGAAGAUUCUAUUGAAAAUUUAACGAGGAAAUUAUUAAAUUUGUCUAGAUUUCAAUUAGUUAUUGAUUUAGAAUAUUAUACAAUUCAUCGAUUAGGUUAUUUAAGUCAACCAUGGAAAUUUCCAGAUUAUUAUACAUCAUCUAAUGAUUUAUUUCGUAUAAGUGAUAUUAAACAUGAUUAUGAUAAGAAAAUUGUACAUUUAAGUGAAACAUUUCAACAAUUAUUAUACAGUAUUAAACCAUAUUUUAAUUAUCCAAAAAAUUAUGGUAAUGAAAGUUUUCAGAACACUGUGAUCAAUUCACUUGAAUAUCCUGAAUUACUUUUACAAAAUUCUGAUUUAAACCGAUUAAAUUGUUUAAUUGAUAAAUAUGCAGAAACAACUAAAUCACCUGAAUUAUUAGCUUUAGCAACAGUCUAUUUUCUUUCAGUAAUGAUGGUCUCAAAAUAUCGUGACGUUCUUGACCCAAAUCCAAUAUGGUUACCAUAUGCUGGUGUUAAUCAUGUCAAUACUGAUAAAGAAGAUUUUGUUCAGUUGCAUAAUGAAUUACAUCAUGUAAAUAAGUGUAAACAAGAAUCUCCAGUUCAAAUGAAUAUCACCACUAGUCAGAAUAAUGAAACUGCAACAAUCAAUAAUGAUGAUAAUAGUAAAGAGUCAGUUGUUGAAAUAGAUCAACAUGGUGAGAAUGACACAGAUCAUAAUUCAUUUGUCAAUGAAGACUAUGAACUUGUCGAUGUACCACUUGAUAAUACAACAAUAACAACAAUAAAUGAACAGAAUAAUCAGAAACACAAUCUUUUAACUGAUUGCCUUGAUACUAGUCUACGAUCAACUGGUUUAUUUUUAAAAGAUUUAUUUAUUGAAUUUAUGGAUUAUUUCAAUAAAACAUUAAUUGGUACACAUGGACAAGAAUUAAUUCCAAAUAUUCUACCAUUUUUACAGCAUACAUCAUCAUCAUCAUCAGUUGUAGAAUUAGUGAUGUUGUUAUGUUCACAAGAAUGGCAAACUUCUUUACAAAAAUAUGCUGGAUGGGCAUUUAUUGAACUUGUUAAUGAAGGACGUCUUCUUUCACAUUCUAUACGUGAUCAUUUAUAUCGUGUAGCUGUAGAAGGUGAUGUGAUUCUAAAUCAAUUACAUCAAUCCAAUAUUCAACAACAUACUAAAUUUGAAGAAAUCACUGCACAUACAAUAGCUAAUCUACGUGAAGACGAACAAUUACAUAAAAAUAUCAUCGAUUCGACUCGUUUACGUGAUGUACAACUAUCGAAUUAUUUAAAUAAUAAAGCUAAUCGUUUAGCUCAAUUCAUUAUGUUCAAUUGGAUGAAAUCGUCGAUUUCUGUAUCACCAUCAUCGUCAUCAUCAUCAUCAUCAUUAGCCGUUUCUCGAACUGCUCAUCCUCUCCUGAAAGAUUACUUCCGACUAGAUGGUUGGGAAGAUGAUAGUCGAAGACAUCGUAGACUUAUACCUAAUCCACAUGGUACAAAUUAUUCUUCAUCUGUUUUUUACAAUGAUCCUAUACGUCGUCGUUCUGUUUGUCAAAAUCAUUCACAACAAUUAGUAGAUUUUUUAAAAGAAGCUGGAGCACAACAUGUUCGUGAUUUUUCAAUUCAUUCUGAAUCAAUUGAUAAGAAUUCAAUACAAUCUGAACUUCCAUAUGAUAAUGUUUCAGUGAAUUCAACAAUGACUGAUUCAGUAGAUAAUUCUGAAAUUAUGAAUCCUGUUAGUUUAACAUGGUUUCAAGAAGAUACACUUUAUCCUGGUCGAUUAUGUAUUGAUUUUAAAGCUACAGCCUACAUAUCAGUUCCAUGUAUUCUAGUCUCUCUUGGUGUAACUGUACAUGGUACAUUAUCGAUUUCAAAAUAUGAAUUAUAUUUUGAACAUGAUACAGAUCAUCCUAAUAAUAGAUCAAUUGAUCAACGUGUUUUAGCAUAUAUCGAACAUAUUUAUAGUCGAUGGUCAUUAUCAGAAAUACGUGCAAUUUUUAAUCGUUCUUUUCUUCAUCGUAAAAUUGCACUUGAAAUAUUUGUAACUUCUAGAGGCUCUGUCAUGUUUGCAUUUGCAGAUGUAGCCACUGUAAAAAUGAUUGUUAAUGCUUUACCUGAAGUAGGCAUUGGUACAAGAUAUGGUCUCCCAGCGUCGAGAACAUCAACUUUAGCUAGUCCUAGUAAAAUAUUUCAAUUAUCAAAUAUGACACAACGUUGGCAACGUCGUGAAUUAUCAAAUUUUGAUUAUUUAAUGUAUUUAAACACUAUAGCUGGUCGAAGUUAUAAUGAUUUAAAUCAAUAUCCAAUAUUUCCAUGGGUUAUAUCAAAUUAUACUACAAAAGAAUUAGAUUUAUCAUCUCUAUCGAAUUAUCGUGAUUUAUCAAAACCAAUUGGUGCAAUUAAUCCGAAACGUAAAGCAUUUUUUGAUGAACGUUAUACUAAUUGGGAAGAUGAAAAUCAACCACCAUUUCAUUAUGGUACACAUUAUAGUACAGCAGCAUUUGUAUUAAAUUAUUUAUUACGUGUUGAACCAUUCACUACUGUAUUUCUUAAUUUACAAGGUGGUAAAUUUGAUGUUCCGGAUAGAAUAUUCUUUUCAAUUGCUAAAACAUGGGAAAAUUGUCAAAUUAAUACAUCCGAUGUGAAAGAAUUAAUUCCGGAAUUUUUUUAUUUUCCUGAAAUGUUUGAAAAUUUAAAUGAUCUUGAUUUAGGCAUAACUGAUGAUGGUAUUAAUGUGAACACAGUGAUACUUCCACCAUGGGCAAAAUCACCGGAAGAAUUUGUACGAAUCAAUCGUGAGGCAUUAGAAUCUGAAUUAGUUUCAUGUCAACUACAUCAUUGGAUUGAUCUUAUAUUUGGUUAUAAACAACGUGGACCUGAAGCUGUUCAUGCUACUAAUGUAUUUCAUUAUUUAACUUAUGAUGGAAGUGUUGAUUGGGAUAAGAUUACUGAUCCUGUUUUAAUCAAAGCUGUUGAAGAUCAAAUUCAAAGUUUUGGUCAAACACCAGGUCAAUUAUUGACUAGACCUCAUCCAUGUAGAAAUUCAACACUUCAUCAUAAUCCAGAAAUAUUUAAUCUACUUAAUGAAGAAUUUUGUAUGAGUUUAAAAUUUCAAUCAUAUUCACCAGUUGUAUAUGUUUUUAGUAAUACAACAUCGAAAGCUUUACCAUAUCCUUCAGUAUUUGCUAUCACUGAAAAUAGAACUAUCGUGAUAUGUCGAUGGAAUGGUCUAGCUGCAGAUGCUGUCUAUCGAAAAGCUCGUAUCAAUCCUGAUAAUAUGUAUGCAACUGAUAUGACAAUAACUAAUCAAGAUUUACAAAUUCAAUCAUCAAAAGUUUCAUCUAACAAUACCAAUAAAAAUAAUAAUGAAUCGUCUGUAUUGUCAUCGCAUAAUAGUUCCGAAGUUUCGUUCACAUCUCCGUCUUCUCCGGGGGUUACAGAUCAAUCUAUACCAUCAUCAUCAUCACAUGUAAAAGAGAAUACAUUGAAAAGGCAUAAUUCAGAUCAAGUAUAUGGUUUACCUUUAAAAUCAGAAUUAGUGAUACCACUUGGUCGAUGUUUAGGACAUGAUUUCGAUGAGAAUAUACAAAUGACCAGUAAUCAAUUUGUUGUUACUGCUGAUAGUCGAGCUGUCAUAUUAUGCGGUUAUUAUGAUAGAUCAUUUCGUAUUUAUGGAUCGAAUAAUGGUCGUUUAAUUCAAGUUGUAUUUGGUCAUAGUGAUAUUGUUACAUGUUUAGCACGUUCAGAAUGUCAUCUUAGUCAAUAUCAUUAUUUAGCUUCUGGUAGUCAAGAUUGUACUGUUAUGUUAUGGAUGUUCAGUAUACAACGUUCAUGUAUUGUUAAUAGUCAAGGCUUACCAAAACCAUUAUUUAUUCUAAAUGGUCAUGAAGCAAGUAUCAAUUGUAUCAGUCUAUCAGCUGAAUUAGGAUUAGUUUUAAGUGGAUCAAUAAAUGGAACUUGUUUAUUACAUUCAACUCGUGGUGAACUAUUACGUUGUUUACCUUUACCAUGUACAACAAUAACAUUGAAUGAUCAACCGUCAACAUCAUUUACAACACCAACACUAUACACUAAUAAUGCGACAGUAUCCAUUCGACCUAAUCUCUUGACUUAUCAUCGUGAAGGUUAUCUACUUGGAUUAUUUAAUCGUGUACAAUUAUCAAUUUAUACAUUAAAUGGAAAAUUAUUACAUACUACUGAUUUAGGCAUUCUAUCCAAUUGUACAAAUGGUUUAUAUCAAAUUAAUGCACUGUUAUUUAGUGAUUGUAGUCGUUAUAUUCUAUUAGCUGGUAAUGAUGGUGUAAUAUGGAUUUUAAAAAGUUCUAAUUUAUUACCAAUUCAUGCAUUUCCUAAAUGUGAUACGUCAAUUGAAUCAUUAUGUUUAAGUGCUGAUCAACGAUUUAUUUUCGCUGGUCUUAAAUCCGGUUCUCUAGUUGUGUUUUACGUUGACUUCAAUCAGUGGCAUCAUGAAUUUCAACAACGUUACUUUUGAAUCAUGCAAACAGAACUAAUUUACCAAUACAUAUCAAAUUACUAAUACCAAAACGUAUUCUUUUCAAAAUCUUUUUAAUAUUCCGAAAUUACUGAAAUCUGUUUUCAGUAGUUAAAUAAAUAAAUGUUUUAUUUUCCAUUGUCUAUAUAUUGGGACCUUUAUGGAUCAUAAUAUAUUUUGAUGUUGUUCAUGUAGUUACGGUUUAAUUUUUUUUGAAAAUCUUUUUCCUUUUUUGUUUAUCUACUCAAAUAUUUCAAUCAUUAAGUCAAAACUUUCAUGUGAUAACCAAAAAACAUUUAUUCGGUUUCAUUUUGAACAUUCCUUUAUUGUAAAAAUAUUUUCAGUAAUUUUUUUAUGCAA
Molecule: messenger RNA, 6966 nt
Organism: Schistosoma turkestanicum
Lineage: Eukaryota; Metazoa; Platyhelminthes; Trematoda; Strigeidida; Schistosomatidae
Source: the annotation of a GenBank genome assembly